CAGUUUAGGAAUUUCACUCCAACCGUUCCCAUCCCUACUUGCAGCCGCACUACCGCCGUUGCCACCCUCGAUGACUUUAAAGUCGUAAAUGCUUUUGUCCCUAAAGAUCUAACAGAUCAGGUGACAUUCGAUCUGCGAGCAUAUAGAGAUAACGGGAGAGGAGCAGAUCAUGAAUACCAACUUUGCGGUUGAGCUGUUUGGGGAAGACGACGACGGAGACAACUAUUCGAACGACGAGCAACACCACCCUCCACAGCAGCGCCAGUCAUCAGCCUCACAAUCGUCUUCUUCAUCGUCCUCCUCAUCCGCCUCUUCGGGUGGUUCUUCUUCACCUUCGUCUUCCAAUAGAAGCAGCAGCGUUAGUGGGAGUGGAAGCGACAGCGGCAGAGAAGAAGACGAUCAUGAGGAAGUCAGAUCUUCUAAUAAUGAGAUUGAGGAUGAGGAUAAGGAUCUGUUUGGCUCAGAUAAUGAGGAUUAUGUGAAAACAACUGCUACUAGUCCCUACCCAGUUCCUGUUUUGCCCCCAGUGCGUAAUAUAAGCAACCCAUCAAGAGGAGGUAUUGGGCGUGGACGUUGGCAGAAUGGUAGAGGGAAUGGCAUUCUUGCUACACCCAAUUAUCCACCAAGACAGGGUUCCAAUUAUGGUUCCAGGUUCCCGAAUGUUCCUAGGGAUGAGCGUUUUGUUUCUGAGCUCAAGUUUGCAAAGAGUGAAGAAACACUGGCAAGAAAGUCCACUGCAAUCCAACAGCCUUGUGAACUUGCUUGCUAUAGUCGAGUGGAAGGGGGAGAUGUCUACUUUGAUGAUAGUAGCUUGAGGCUAUUUAAACGUCUUAUUACAGAAGAUAUCGGGGCUGACCUGAAUGAAGGCUUUGAUACUUUCAUUGAGAAGAGAGAUCUGGGAUCUCAGGGUUUUGGUGACCUUCUUGCCUGCAUUAGGCACAGGAAGGAGGAAAUUUCACUUGAAAGGAUGCACUUUGUGACAUUCCGCAACAACUUGAAUAAGAUCAUGGCUACUGCCUAUAUCAGGAAUGAGCCUUGGGAAAUGGGAGUUCACAAAAGGAAAGGUGUUGUUUACCUGGAUGUGCACAAAUUACCGGAAAGGCCAAAAAGUGAUCUGGAUAGAAGAAGGUGUUACUGGGGCUAUUGUUUUGAAAGCCUGGCCACUGAAGAUCGUGGUAGAGAACAGAUUCGUGACAUCGAUGCAAAUGUCGAAUUCUGUUCUGUACUUAAAACCAAAAUAGGAGCGCACCGUGUUUUGCUGGGGGCUGAAAUAGAUUGCUGUGAUUCAAGGGAUAAUGAUGAAAAGAGAUUCUAUAUUGAACUGAAAACAAGCCGGGAGUUGUUUGACCAUCGUACUGAGGAAAGAUUUGAGAGGGAGAAACUGCUCAAGUUCUGGAUCCAGUCGUUCAUUGCUGGUGUGGAAUACAUUGUUGUUGGAUUUAGGGAUGACAAUGGUUUUCUUGUCCGAACUGAAAGAAUGAGAACCAAUGAAAUCACACAAAGGGUAAAACUCAAAGGUUAUUGGCAGGGCGGAGUAUGCCUUGCUUUCGCAGAUGAGGUCUUAUGCUGGCUUUAUGGGACAGUGAAGGAAAAUGAAGAUUACAUCUUGCAGUUUACUGCACACUCGACUCGGUUGGAGCUUCUACGGGCUCAGUCAUGCCCGGAAGCAAUUACUCAGCAUGUUCAGGAACUCUAUGGUUUAUGAAUGGUAUGUGCAUUAGAGACAGACUAUAAGCAGCUCGGUUCCAUUUAAUGGGCUCAGAGUUCAGACCAGGUUUAACCCUUUUUAGCUGUCAUUUUUCAUCAAAUAUAAUGUGCCAAGCAAGAAAGUGCGUCUUGAAUGAUAGAUACAUUAAUACUAUGUUAGUAUAUAAACUUGACCAAGGUUUUUAGAAGACAUCAAUAUUUGUUAUUCUAUAUUUACCGGUCUCGUUCUUUGCGUAAGGUGUUAUUGAGUAAUUUAGAGCCAGAUAGCCUGAGAUGGGUAACAUUCAAAUUGGCUGGAUAUGAUUAAUAUACUGAAGUUGCUGAAACUAUGAUGGGAUGGGGAUGUUUUCUUUUGGACUGAAAUUUGCUGGUCUGGUCUGUUCUGUUUAAGUCUGGUCUGUUUAAGUCUAGUCUGGUUUCUGUGUAUUUUAUAACUACGGAAGUCUGGUCUGGUCUGUUUAAGUCUGGUCUGGUCUGUUUAAGUCUGGUCUGGUCUGUUUAAGUCUGGUCUGAUCUGUUUAAGUCUGGUCUGGUCUGAUCUGUUUAAGUCUGGUCUGGUCUGGUCUGGGAGACUGAGAUUGAAAACAAUCCAAAAGAAAACAUCUUGAGUGUAUUGGCUGAAGUACGGCGAAAAAAAACAUUGUAGGAAACAGGGUAAUCUUCAAGGUUUGUAGCUCCUUAUGCUGGCUUUUGUAGCUCCUCAUAUGUGCGACCGGAGAGAAAUCACGAUAAGGUUUGUGGACGGCAAACUGAUUCAGGGAGGUGGUGUCCUGUGUCCAUUGACAGUAGCAAAGCAAUAGGAAAUGGUGGCCAGAGCAUUUGAUAUGGUGUAGCAAAAAACAUAAUGAAAGAUGAGUAUGGAAAGAGUAAAGACGAAGGGAAGGAGGUCCGGAGUCUCGGGACUAACAUAAGAUAGGAAAGAAAGAGAAAUAUAAAUAAAUAUUCAAAAAAAGAAAAAAGAAAAAAAAAAGCACGGCGUAAAAUUGUAGAUGACCGACUAAGGCUCUGUUUGCAACCACUUGUGCUUAAAUAAAAGUACUUUUUGGGAAAAAGUGAUUAGUAGUAAAAGUUGGUAGUGUUUGGUAAAAUAAAUGCUUUUUGUGUAAUAGAAAAAGUAAUAAGUAGAUUCUACACGAAAACCGAGAAAGUAAAAGUUGGUAUUGUUUGAUAAAAUAAGUGCUUUUUUCUUAAAAAAAAAAGCUAAAAGCACUUAAAAUAAUAGUUUGCAAACAAGCCCUAAGAAUGGUCACCUUCACGUAAAAUUGAUUGAUCGAUCAUUUUUAAAAGUAAACGGGUUCAUAGGAUGCUUUUUUUAGUACGUGGGUUUAGAUGACCGAUCUACAAUUCUAGAAGAGCUUAUUUGACCAUUUUUCCAAAAUUAUAAGAAGUAUUUAAAAUAUAUUUUAUUAAUAACAAAUACUCCGUAUUAAGUAAUAUAAUAAUAAAUAAAUAAUGUAGUUUUAUGAAUAAUUUAUUUAACAGACUUCUUGAUUAAAUUUUAACUUGAAAUUUGUGGACAUAGUCUACACUUCACGGAGAAGAUGCUCAUAAACUUUUAUAAAAAAUCGAUCUGGAAGCACGUCAAAUGGAAGAGGUCUAAAAAUUGAAUGUUUAGAUCUACCAUAUAUGAAUAUUUUCCUAUACACACAUGUAUAUAUGUGUGGAGUCAUUCUUGUUGUAUACACUAUUUUGGUGUACACAAAACUGUAGUAUAGCCGAAUUUUUAUUCAUAACUUUAUGUAACAUCAAUUUUAUUAAAUAGUUGGAUUUUCAAAAAUAGUAAUUUCAAUAAGCAACGCCAUUCAUCAAUAAAACAAAUGUGAAGAGAUAUAUCAAUUUAUCACAUUAAUAUGCACUUUUGUAAAGUGCACAUUUAUGUCACUAGUUUGCAUUUUCUAAACAUGAUACUGCACUUUAGGUAUUACAACUAUGCAACAGCUUUUAAAUCAAAAUGAUUUUAAUAAAAUGAAAGUAAAUAUACAUGGGUGUGAUUAACAAGGUACACUAUCAUAUGCAUUUCAAUUAAAUAUAUAGAAACCAACACUAUUAUAUCAUACUUCCCAAAAUUUUACAAUGACACUUUUUAAAAUAUGAAAUGCACUGUAAUUAAUCAUGUGCAUUUUAUGUACUACAAGAGUACACUAGUAUAUUAUAUUUUUGAAAAGUCUAUAUAUGCACUUUUUACAAUAUGAUUUUUUCUCCCAAAUGCAUCAUAAUUAUUUCAUUAUAGCUUUGUCUUCUUAUCAGCAUGCGCCCCAAAUAUAUUGCGUCAAGACCAUGUUGUUUGAACAACAUAUAUCAUAAAUCACACUUGGAUGGUGCAACAUUUUAGUACUUCCUCCGGCCCGUAAACAACUUCUCACUUUCCUUUUUGGACAGUCCCGAAAUUAACUUCACACUUCAAUACUUUCCUUAUUUGACAAAUUAUAUCCAUCAAAACAGUGCCAAACAAUGUCCAAACAGUGUCAAACAGUGUUUAAACAGUGCAAAACAGUGCACUCCACAGUAAAGUCAAAUUUAUUUUCUUAAUCUGUGUGAAGUCAAAGUGUGAACUUAAUUGCGGGACGGAGGGAGUAUUUCCUUUCAUGGUGAAUCGUGCAGUCAUAAUAAGGAGUACUAAAAAGUGCAAUGCGUACAGCUGUGUGAAUGCAUAACUUCUUUUUCUAGAUACACUGAUGCAAUACCAAGUCAAAUGCACUUUGUCGCAAGUAGGGGUGGAAACAGGCCAGACCUGGUCAUGUUUUUGCCUAAACAGGCCGGGCCCAUUUUAGAAAGUAUAGGUGUUGGUCUUAUGGGAGAUCAGCACCACCCUUUGAUUCAGGGCUUAACCGCCCAACCUGUUGGCACCACAAAGUGGUGCAGCCCCUCAUGUCCAUCCACCGCUCAGUAGUGGGGUUCUGCACUGCCGUAGUGAACUGUGGGGGGUGCCCCACAGGAAUCUACCUUGACUUGGGGACUACAGAGUAAUGGGUUAAAUAGAGGGUGUCCACUUCCUUAUCACCAAUUGGUUUUAAGAAAGAUAUGGCUGCUAUUUAACCACAGAACUCUGGAGUUAAGCGAGCCCGGGGUAAGAAAGCCCAAGGAUGGGUGACCCACUGGGAAGUUUGUCGACAAGGGGUGAAUCGAUCCAACAAGUGGUAUCAGAGCGAGGUCACAGGUGAAUCUCCCGGCUGGUGCUGGGGGGGUGAUUGUUGGUCUUAUGGGAGAUCAGCACCACCCUUUGAUUCAGGGCUUAACCGCCCAACCUGUUGGCACCACAAAGUGGUGCAGCCCCUCAUGUCCAUCCACCGCUCAGUAGUGGGGUUCUGCACUGCCGUAGUGAACUGUGGGGGGUGCCCCACAGGAAUCUACCUUGACUUGGGGACUACAGAGUAAUGGGUUAAAUAGAGGGUGUCCACUUCCUUAUCACCAAUUGGUUUUAAGAAAGAUAUGGCUGCUAUUUAACCACAGAACUCUGGAGUUAAGCGAGCCCGGGGUAAGAAAGCCCAAGGAUGGGUGACCCACUGGGAAGUUUGUCGACAAGGGGUGAAUCGAUCCAACAAGGUCUGAGCUUAGCCUGUUACCUGUUUAAGGCCUGUUUUUUCAGUCUGAACCUGACUUGUUUAAAAGUCUGGCUUGGCCUGAAGCCUGUUUAGUAGGCCUGUUAAGAAAAAAUUAAAAGUUUUAAAAAAUUAAAAAUUAAAUGUGACAAAUUCUGUUAGGCUAAUAUAAAAUUCAGUCCCUGCAUAAUCA
Molecule: messenger RNA, 5439 nt
Organism: Cuscuta epithymum
Lineage: Eukaryota; Viridiplantae; Streptophyta; Magnoliopsida; Solanales; Convolvulaceae
Source: the annotation of a GenBank genome assembly